UCUGAAUACGUUUUGUGUAUGCUUUUCGGCAUCACAAACACGGUUUGCUCUCUUUUCCUACGAUUCAGUAGAAGAAGAAUUCUCCUAAAAGUACUAGCCAACGACGAGUAUGCUGGUGUGCGGGUUCCAACGAGGAGUGAAGUAAUCAGCUUUCAAAGUGUUAUAUCCACCAAGUACCCUGCACUUCCCGACGUUUUUGCCGUAGCCGACGGUCUCAAGCUGAAUCUGGAAGAAUCCAGCGAUUCUGUGCCGCAAAAUGCAUUUUAUAACGGUUGGACACAUGGGCAUUAUGUCAGCAACGUGCUAGUGUUCGCACCAAAUGGAGUCAUCGUCAUGUGUGCUAUCAAUGCUCCAGGGGCCAUGCACGAUUCCGAAAUUGCAGAGUGGGGUGGUGUAUACGCUAAACUUGAGGACGUUUUCGAAGCAACAGGAGCUCGUUGUGUGGUUGAUUCGGGGUUUUCGAAAGGAGAUUACCCGUUUCUGAUUUAG
This is a messenger RNA of Phytophthora sojae, 489 nucleotides long. RefSeq lists its product as hypothetical. The annotation marks the transcript as partial. Lineage: Eukaryota; Oomycota; Peronosporomycetes; Peronosporales; Peronosporaceae. The transcript has a single exon. The record is from RefSeq and is a predicted model, not a curated record.